GCUGCAUCCAGGUCACAGAGCCGUGUUUGUAGCGGAAGAGAAGAUGGCGGCUGCAGCUGCGGGGAACAGAAAGAGCGGGCUGCUGGAGAAAUGGAGGAUCGACGAGAAGCCGGUGAAGAUUGAUAAAUGGGAUGGAGCAGCGGUGAAGAACUCCUUGGAUGACGCUGCGAAGAAGGUGCUGCUGGAGAAGUACGGUUACCUGGAGAACUUCCAGUUGGUCGACGGGCGCCUGCUGAUCUGCACUGUGUCCUGUCUGUUUGCCAUGCUGGCUCUGGUCUGGGACUAUCUGCACCCCUUCCCCGAGUCCAGACCCGUCCUCGCCUGCUGCGUCAUCUCGUACUUCAUCAUGAUGGGCAUCCUCACGCUGUACACCUCCUACAAAGAGAAGAACAUCUUCCUGGUGGCCAUGCAGAAGGAUCCAGCUGGGAUGGAUCCAGACCACAUCUGGCAGCUCUCCUCCUCCCUCAAACGGUUUGACGACCAGUACACGCUCCGGGUGUCCUUCUCCGACGGGAAGUCCAAGAAGUCGAGAGAGGCGGACUUCACCAAGUCGGUGUCGGCGUUCUUCGACGAACACGGGACGCUGGUGAUGGACCAGUUUGAGAAGAGCGUUUCUAAACUGCACGACACGCUCGCCGCCGACAAGAAGACCAAAUAAAAGACGGGAAGCAAACGUGGUGUGAGUCUGCCUCCUCUGUUCCUCCUCAGAGUUCACUGGUUUCAGCGCCGGCUCCAUCAGGAGCUGCCAGAGGAAACUUAUUCAUGCAUUCAUAUUAAAAAUCUGAAAUCUGCAGUCUGUCUGUUUUUACCACCACACUCUGAACAACCCCGGAGGUCAGCACGCUCAGCCGCAAACCGGCGGCCGCUCCUUUAUUAGACAGACUCGGCAGCAGGCGGAGUCACAGGUCCGUGUUGCCCACUCAUGCUCCGAGAGUGGGAAUGAUCAGAAACCAGUGAACUUCAGGAGGGACAGAGACCAGAGUCAGACGCUCAGCUCCACUCUGAAGGGUUUAUUUUCCUGUCACAGCUAACU
Molecule: messenger RNA, 1033 nt
Organism: Maylandia zebra (zebra mbuna)
Lineage: Eukaryota; Metazoa; Chordata; Actinopteri; Cichliformes; Cichlidae
Source: RefSeq, a predicted model, not a curated record